Molecule: messenger RNA, 1473 nt
Organism: Camelina sativa (false flax)
Lineage: Eukaryota; Viridiplantae; Streptophyta; Magnoliopsida; Brassicales; Brassicaceae
Product: OVARIAN TUMOR DOMAIN-containing deubiquitinating enzyme 1
Biological process (GO): protein K48-linked deubiquitination
Cellular component (GO): nucleus
Molecular function (GO): ubiquitin binding; cysteine-type deubiquitinase activity
Source: RefSeq, a predicted model, not a curated record
UCAUACUUCUUUACUAAUACCAGUUGUGCCCCUCCUCCUCCUCCUCCUCCAAUCAAAAGAUUUUUGGUUUCCCCAAUUUGAGUAAAAUCUCUCUCAAUCUUUCUUUUUAGCUUCCAUCGGUUUUUUAAAACAUCUCAGAGUUGUGUCCCAACCGCUUCGCAAUUAGGGUCUCAAGUAUCACAUAAUCAUCAUCUCCGUUUUCCUGUUUCAAUCGAUCUCUGUUUUUUCAGGAAGCUAGAUAGAGGGAGAGAGAGAGAGAGAGAGAGAGAGUUUAGUGAAAGUGAGGAUGCAGAAUCAGAAUGAUAUGGUGAAGGAUGAAGCUGAAGUAGCUGCUGCUUCGAUUAAGUGUGAAGAAUGGGGAACUUGUUCAUCACUGGAAGAUGCUUCUAUGGAUCAACCGUCUUUUCAAGAAGAUGAAUCUGCUAAAGUUCCUUAUGUUGGUGAUAAGGAACCUCUCUCUAGUUUAGCUGCAGAGUACCAAUCAGGGAGUCCCAUUUUGCUUGAGAAGAUCAAGAUACUGGACUAUCAAUAUAUCGCGAUCCGGCGAACAAGAGGCGAUGGAAAUUGCUUCUUCCGAAGUUUUAUGUUCUCUUACCUUGAGCAUAUAUUGGAAUCACAAGAUCGUGCUGAAGUCGAUCGUAUCAAGGUCAAUGUUGAGAAAUGUAGAAAGACUCUGCAAAACUUAGGUUAUACAGAUUUUACAUUUGAGGACUUCUUUGCGCUGUUCCUUGAGCAACUUGAUGACAUUCUCCAAGGAAGUGAGGAGUCUAUAAGCUAUGAUGAGCUCGUUAAUAGAAGUAGAGAUCAGUCAGUCUCAGACUACAUUGUAAUGUUCUUCAGGUUUGUUACGGCUGGUGAUAUACGAACGCGUGCUGAUUUUUUCGAGCCCUUUAUAGCAGGCUUAUUAAACACAACAGUGGAUCAGUUUUGCAAGUCCUCGGUCGAACCAAUGGGGGAAGAGAGUGACCAUAUUCACAUAACCGCUUUGUCAGACGCGCUUGGUGUUGCAAUCAGGGUUGUGUAUCUUGACCGUAGCUCAUGUGAUAAUGGAGGCGUCACUGUGAACCAUCAUGACUUUGUUCCUGUGGGCACUAAUGAGAAAGAAGAAGCUUCAGCACCUUUUAUAACCUUGUUGUAUCGUCCAGGCCAUUACGAUAUCCUCUACCCCAAGUCAUCUUGUAAGGUAUCCGAGAAUGUGGGGAAAUGAUCAUUUGAUAUAUCAUAAAACCCAUUAGAAGAUGUUUACAAAAAACUUUGGUAGUAUGGAUUCAUGUGGAUGAAACCAUGGAACAAUCAACAAUUACAUCAUCUAUUUGCUCCUGGAUUAUGAUAAAAGAACCCUUUUUGCAACAUUGAUAUAUAAUGGACCGUCUCUUUACUUUGAUCUUGCCUAGCUUGUAUUUUCAUGAUAAAUUCCUUUGUAGUAUUAUUAUUGAUGAGCAAGUGGAACCAAAGGGUUUGCAAUUUCACUAA